AUGAGUUUAGUUGAUAUAAUAAAUAUAGAGAAAAGUAAGUCAUAUGAUAUAAAAAAUAUUUUAGAUGAAGUACAAUGCUCGUUAAUGGAUUCUCCAAUGGAUCCUUUUUAUCCAUCUUUUAAAAAUGAAAACUUACCUAUUUAUAUCGAAAAAGAGUCUGAAAUUUUAAGUACCCUACCAGAUUUAAAAAUACCCCCUGAGAAUUUACUUCUUGAACAUGAUUUAAUUAACGUUACUGAUAGAAAACCCUUUAGUGUAAAAAAAUUAGUGAAUACAGAAAAUGUAGAACAUGAAGACUCUGCUGAAAUACAAGAUGUAUUAGAUGAAAUUCUAAAUACAUUACCAGAUUCAUUAACAGAACCAAUCGAUUUACUCCCUGAACAUGAAAACUCAACCAUUUAUGCUGAAGCAGGACCUUCUAACAUAAAUUUAAUGAACAUAAAAAAUGUAAAAGAUGUAGAUUUUUAUAAUCUAUCGAAUAUUUUCAGUGAUUCAUCAGUAACUCCCAAUUAUUUUAAAGGAGAAUUCCUUAACUUACUCUUAAAAGAUCAAUGUUCAUCUAUUAAUUAUGAAGAUAUACUUCCCACUACUAGCAAUUUAAUAAUCCCAGAAAAUGUAAAAGAUGAAGAAUAUAUUAAAUUACAAAUUAGCCCCGUUGAUUUUCCUAUAGAAAAACCUGCUACAACUAUUAACUAUAACGAAGAUAUGAGCCUAUUAG
This is a messenger RNA of Plasmodium relictum, 718 nucleotides long. Its product is annotated as fam-j protein. Lineage: Eukaryota; Apicomplexa; Aconoidasida; Haemosporida; Plasmodiidae. The record is from RefSeq and is a predicted model, not a curated record. The transcript has 6 exons. The annotation marks the transcript as partial.